Messenger RNA from Planococcus citri (citrus mealybug), 2328 nucleotides. RefSeq names its product ras-related protein Rab-44-like. The coding region runs from base 426 to 2021 and encodes 531 amino acids. Gene Ontology annotation, cellular component: phagocytic vesicle; trans-Golgi network; lysosome. Lineage: Eukaryota; Metazoa; Arthropoda; Insecta; Hemiptera; Pseudococcidae. The transcript has 5 exons. The record is from RefSeq and is a predicted model, not a curated record. Gene Ontology annotation, molecular function: GTPase activity; GTP binding. Gene Ontology annotation, biological process: endosome to lysosome transport; phagosome-lysosome fusion.
ACGGUGAUUCCACUCGCAGUGUUCAUCAUCGAUUCGUUAAUUACGGAUUUAAUUUGCGAGCGCGCGCGAACGUAAACCGGUUCGAAGUUUCGAGUUCGGGAUGAUCAGCUGUGAGCUGAUAUUUAUAUUUAAUUCGUAAAGACGAGUCUGUGGUACGUCUGUUCCUCUCGCUGUGCUGUCUACAGGUAGUACCGGUCUGAUUAAGGAAAACUGGUCGAACGUCGUUCAUAGACUAUUGCAUAAUGUAAAUGUUUGGACGUGUCUAAUCGUUCGAUAACACCACUCGAAAAAUAUCUAGUAAUUUUUUAGGUUUUAUAUCGCCAUGACGUAGAUUUAGUCGAGUCGUUGGUGCGUGUUUUGUUUUGUUUUUGUUUGUUUUCUACACCUUUACACUUUAACGCUGUAUUUUUGUUUUUCGCUGCGCGAUGUCCGAUAAAGCUAAAACUUUACCGAGGGCUAAACGCGACAAAAGCCCGAGUCCGUCGUCGUCGUCGUUCUCGUCGCUGAAGACAGCCACCGUUGGAAAAAUCAACUCGUUCCGCGGUAUCAACCCUCUACGUAACAGGAAAAAGAAGUACACGGUUAAUUCCGUAUCGUCGGUCGACUCAUCGGACGCGCCAACAGUCGGCAGCAGUAGUCAAGAUCUCAACGACACUCCCGAGCUGCCCGAAGAAAUGGUCGGCGAACCAGAUGCCACCAGUACUCCUACCACGGCGACCGUCGCCGCCGCCUCUUUGGACGCCGUCCAACCAACUCAGAAAAAAUUGAAAACCCCCAAAAAAGCCAAACCUCCCAACAUGAAGAAAAUCGUCAAAGGAGGUAAAGGUAUCCUGAGCAAACUCAAAGGUAAAAACGAAAGCGCCGCCAUCAUCGUCGAUACACCGCCGUUGGAUUUACGUCGAGGAGGCGCCGCUGUUCUCAGGAAAGAAGCCAAUGGUGGCGCUCCCGCUGGCCAAAACGACGAUACCGUCGAAGAACAAGAAGAGCUGAAAAAUGGUGACAUUGGUGAGAUGCCGGUUACGACUAAAGACGAAUGGUCGGUGACGGCGACCUGCGAAAAAGUACGUAAAUUGUCUCGUCUAGAAAUACACGAAUCUAUGUAUACCGAAGAGCUCGAAGAUAAAGGCUUACCCGACCCUCUUAGUACCGACGAUGAGGCGUUCAUCGACCCCGAAAACUCGACCAAUCUGUCGACGCCCGAGAUCGUCAACUCGAACGGUACCACUCCGAUCAGUUUCGAUAAAAAGUCGCCUUCUACUAUUAAAAAAGAAAUUCUGUCAUCUAUUACGAGUAAUAAAACGCGUAAAACUUCUGAUCCGAUAUCAAAUGGCAACAGAAACGGUAAACCGCGAAAAAUCAGUAUGCAGGCAAGAAAUUCGACCGAUAAAAAUGAACUUCUAUUCAAGAUUUUGGUUAUCGGCGAACUCGGUACUGGUAAAACGUCCAUUAUUAAAAGAUACGUGCAUCAGUUCUUUUCUCAACAUUAUAGAGCCACCAUAGGAGUGGAUUUCGCACUGAAAGUAUUACAAUGGGAUAACGAGUCCAUGAUCAGAUUGCAAUUAUGGGAUAUAGCUGGUCAAGAACGAUUCGGUAAUAUGACUCGAGUUUAUUAUAAAGAAGCUGUCGGAGCUUUUAUUGUGUUCGAUGUAACCAGAGUAUCGACAUUCGAAGCAGUUACCAAAUGGAAACAAGAUCUCGAUGCUAAAGUACAACUUGCCAAUGGUGAAACUAUACCUUGCGUGUUACUAGCGAAUAAAUGUGAUCAACCAAAAGAAGGAAUAGUCAAUAAUCAUAGUAAAAUGGACGAAUUUUGUAAAGAUAAUCAAUUCGUUGCUUGGUUCGAGACGUCGGCCAAAGAUAAUAUAAAUAUAGACGAAGCAGCUAAUUGUUUAGUCGCAAAGAUAGUACAAAAUGAUCAAAAAAGACUAGAAGAAAAAGAAACCACGAACGGUACCGGAGUUAUUAACGUAAAUUCUGAAAAUAGCGAAACAACUAAGAGUAAAGUAUGCGGCGCGUGUUAAUUACGUAUUUACUUAUUUUUUGGUGAUUUAUUCUGUUUAUAUGUCGAAUUGUUUAAUUAUGUGUUCAGAAUUCAUGAUACAAUCCAUUUUCUGUUAUACCCUAAUGUACUUAAUGUUUAUGUUUAUGAAUUUCACUCUUCUAUUAAUUUUUGUUGUAUUUUUAAAUUAUAUAAGCGAAAAAAUGUGCCUUCGAACUAAUUGUCAUUUUUGAUGGUUGUUUAUUAUAAUAUUGUGCCUUGUGCCCCCCUCUUUUGUUAUAUAUUUUAUAGUUAUUAUUUUUCAAGAAUAAAGUUAUUCGUAAAGCGUU